GGUAGGAUUUCCCCGGAAAUGCGUUGUAUGUCAGAGAGCCAAAUCUGGACAGCUUUCGCUUCUGUUUUGACGUAUCUCGCUUCAUUCAUCAUAUAAUACCGUAGACAAAGUUCCUAAAGCCAUUGAAGUAUAACGGUAUCCCAUGGGCGUUGGCCAGAAGAUGACCGACCACGGCAUGAUGUCAGGCAAAGGGGAACCAGAGUAUCCUACAAUGCAGUGUGGUUCCCGGUUGACGGUGGAGCAGGAGCGAGACUGGUACAAGGAGAAGCUGCUGCACAUGAAGGUGGUGUUCAGGGAGAUGCAGCACAGUCUCCAGUCUCAGAAGAUACGGAAGGAGGGGGUUGAGACUGUGUCCGUCUUGUUGAAGGAGUCCCGGCAGCAAAUAACGACUUUGGAAAAUCAAAAACGAGCACUUGAGACAGCUGUGAGAAAUCUGCAGAACAGGCUGGCCAAUCAUGGACUGUCAAACAGUGUGACAUUUGAAGAAAAUGAACUUUUUAUUCCGGGUACUUCCAAACAGAUAUUAGACAAUUUAGCCAAAGAAAAUGCAAGGUUGCGGAAUCUACUUGGCAUGUCCGGGGGAUUUGAGGACGUGUCCAAAUUACAUGAGACAAUCGAGAGAGUGCAAGGGGUCAGCUCCAAUCUGCAGGUCGAGAAUGACAACUUGCUCCAGAAGGUCACUGACCUUGAAAACAUGUUAAAGUCUUCGGACAGUGACAAGGACAAGAUGAUCUGUCAACUCCGUGAACACAUUGACAAGCUUCAGUCCAACUCCCGGACCCAGGACGUCCUGUGUCAGUCCAUGUCGGGCGAGGUGUCCGGUCUCCGAUACAAGCUGAAGGACUUCGUGCUGCAGUGUCAGCAGCUGGAGAUGAAGCUGGAGGAUGCAGAGCAGAACAAAGUGACCUUCACCCAACAGGAAGUGCCGGUCACCGAGGUCAAAUAUAAUCAAAAAUCGGAGGAUACCCCAGAUGGCAAUAUUAUUUUAGAAGAAACCACAAGAUUGAAAGAAGAAUUAAAAACUUUGAAGGAGAUGAACCGGCGAUGGCAGGAUUACAACAGCGACCGUGAACGCUACACCCAGGAGCUGCACAGCAACUACCGUGAGCUCCAGCAGCGCUAUAAGACCAGCCAGGAGAGUCGGAUCACGGAGGAGAGGGAGCGUCAGCUCAACAAUCUGCUUGUCACAGCCAAGGAGAAACUGGAGAAGAUGGAGGUUGACAAGAAACAGCUUGCGGAGAAGUUGGAGGCAUCGGAGGCCACAGUUGGCAGCCAGAUGAUAGAGAUGCAGCAGCUGAGGUUGAUGUCUGGAGGAGGGGACUUAGAGACCAUUGCGGCACUCAAGGCACAGAUACAGGUGUGCACCGAGGACUUCGAGACAGAGAGACAGGACCGCGCCAAGGCUCAAGCUAGAGCUCACCUGUUGCAGGAAGAAGUCAAUAACCUGCGUGUGGAGAAUAAUCAGUUGAGAUGCUCAGGAAAUCAAAACCUGUUAUCACGGCAAUCUCAGGUCUACAGCAGGCACCAAUCCAUUGCACUGGAGCCUCCGCAGCUUCAAGCACGAGGAUGGCCGCAGCGGCGAGGAUUAAUUGUGACUGAUGGCAACAUGACAGAAACUGAUGGCAACCUACCGGGGACAAAGUCGCCUGGCACCAGCCCGAGACUGAUCACAUCACGAUCGCCCACCAACCCUAGUGUGCCACGACACUCCCCUAGUUUCUUGACCUCCGGGCCAGUGAGCCUCCCCGUCAUGAGGUCGGACCCUAGUCUGUUUAAACCAGCCUUGAGGAAGAAGGAGGAAGAAACGCUCUGUUGUCCUAAAUGUGGGCAAGGCUUUUCAGAGGAAGAGCAGGACAAGUUACUUGAACACAUGGAGGUUUGUUGUGAGUAGCUUCACUCAGACACUUUGAAAUUCUGAUGGAUUGUUCAACUGGGAUUGGAUUAGAGGAGGGGUGUUUUCGGAAGCCGAUCUGAUGUUUUGAGGUUGAGUGUGAGAAAUUGUGUGUUGUGGCUUCGCUGAGACGCAUCAAGAUCAAACCUUAGGGUGUCUUGGGUGUAGCGGUAUGUUGUGGGUAUAUGUACUGAGACACAUGGUGAGGAGUGUUCCUCUGAGCUUGGCUUACAUAAGGGGUGUUUUGGGAAAUCAAUCCAAUGUUUUGAGGUUGAGUAUGAGAGAUUGUGUGUUGUAGCUUCGCUGAUACACAUCAAGAUAAAAUUUUGGAGCGUCUUGGGUGUAGUGGUAUGUUGUGAAUAAUCCUACCGAGACACAUGGUGAUGAGUGUUCCUAUGGGAUUGGUUUACAUGAGGGGUGUUUUCGGAAGCCAAUUGGAUGUUCUAGGGGUAGAGUAUGACAGAUAGUUCAAGGAAUGGAGCAAUACCUUUUAUUACAGCCAUAAACUGCAAAGAGCAUGCACCACGUCUUGGGAGGGGGGAGGAGGGAGGGGUAUAGGUUGUGAAACCAAAUGUAGCAGGGUGUAGAGUCAUCCCACAGAUGACAUCCUUACCUUGUCAGUGUAGCAGGGUGUGGAGUCAUCCCACAGAUGACAUCCUUACCUUGUCAGUGUAGCAGGGUG
Molecule: messenger RNA, 2573 nt
Organism: Haliotis rufescens (red abalone)
Lineage: Eukaryota; Metazoa; Mollusca; Gastropoda; Lepetellida; Haliotidae
Product: TNFAIP3-interacting protein 2-like
Exons: 8
Coding region: 143-1891 (582 amino acids)
Biological process (GO): regulation of phosphatidylinositol 3-kinase/protein kinase B signal transduction; mitotic cytokinesis
Molecular function (GO): K63-linked polyubiquitin modification-dependent protein binding
Source: RefSeq, a predicted model, not a curated record